Aphanomyces invadans is the source of this 1711-nucleotide messenger RNA. RefSeq lists its product as hypothetical. Bases 163 to 783 code for a protein of 206 amino acids. The transcript has a single exon. The record is from RefSeq and is a predicted model, not a curated record. NCBI's taxonomy places the organism in Eukaryota, Oomycota, Saprolegniomycetes, Saprolegniales, Verrucalvaceae.
UCACCGAACAAUGGGUUCACUUGAUUAAAGUAUACUCGUCGAACCUGGUCAGGCUGACGACCACGGUUGCGUCGUCCACCAUGGACUGGAUUUCGAAAGCACCUGGCACAGCCACCGCCGCCGCCGUCUGCCGUUCGUGCGGCAUUUUUGAAUUGCCACGAGAUGGGGUGCCACCACUCGACUGCCGUCCCUGCGUUUACAGCGAUGCCAGGCACUGCCGACCUCAAGCACGACCAGCGCCGACGGAUGCCAUCGCUCCAACCUACCUUCAGCACAACGUCGGAUGUGUCGGUGAAGCACCUUUCAAUGCCACACAAGCGCGUGCAGCCGCUGCUGGCACAGGUCAAAUAUCCUUGUCACACCAGCACGUGGAUUCGAGGCAAUCCCGUCGCCGUCGAGUGGACCGUCUUGGACAUGUCGGCCGUGUACGUGAUGAUCGAGCUGUGCCAGGUGGGAUCCACGGCGACGACGCUCCUUACCGCGUCCGCGCCCAACACAGGAUGCUUUGUCUAUUCGAAAGUCCCAUGGGGCUUGAUUGGCGAAGGGUUUUACAUUCGUAUUGUCGAGUUGAUUCCUGGCCAAGGCUGUGGAACGCCUCGCGAAGCGCUCAGCGAACUCUUCCGCGUCGGCAAUUCGAGGUGGCCCGACACGUCAAGUGAAGGGUCGCUCACCCCACUGAGCGUCCGUGCGUCGUCGAUGCGGUCGCCGUCCCCGAUGUCGUCGAGGUGGCAGGCGGAGCACACGCCAGUGUCCCAUCAUCGCCCAGUUACGAGCUGCUAUUGACCGCCGCCACCGGCAACCCCCUUUUCGUUCGUUGUGUCGAAACUAUUUUAUUCUAAUUUACGCUGGCAAGAACAGCCCAGUUGGUCACCAUGGUACCUCACGCCCUCGGGACGCUGCAAAAACCCUGCAGCAUCAAUGAAAGCCCCGCAUGCGCCACAACCUGCUACUCGUACUCGGAAGCUCGUUUCGUUGAUCUAGGCUGGGUCGAGUGGGUGGCACAGCCGGUGCGAAACCAUGUCUUUGCUGCCGCACACUCUGGCCGCACCAACGGCCGCGCGGGCGAGCGAUAUGCCGGUCACAAAUUCCACACUCACCGCGCUCCACUUCUUCGUGGACGUCUGUCGAGCGCGGGUGGCUACCAGCCUCACAGGUGACGUGCUGUUGUCGUUGCACGUUGCGCCGUGCACAACCCAUUUGGCCACCCACGAGGAUUUCGGUCUGGGAUCGAAGCGUGAGUGCAUAGCCAAAGGCGACAGGUACGGCCACGAUAUCUCUGUUGGUCGUCGAUCAAGCCCGAUCGGAUCCGUCGGAUGGUUCCAUCCGUGUUGGGUUCCACGCCAUCGUGGUCCACCAAAGGUCGCUCGAACACAGGCGCCACGGCAGCUGUUCGAGCUGCACCACCAAGACUUCGCAGGCCUUCCCUCCGCACGACAGAACCAAACAGAAGAUCCAUGGAUCUUAGCAUCAACGGGGCUGGCAGCCGCCAUGGCGCAUGCGCCCUUCGCCAUUCUCGGCAGUGGGAUCCGCUGUUUGGGCGGUUCUGGUAGGUAAACAAAUUUUCGUCGGCUUUUUUGACCUCGAAAUUCGCUUGGGUGGGCAAAAACUUGCCCAAUUUGGCACGGAUCGCUGAAAAAUCGACCAAAACUCCACCAAAAUCCACGAAAUGUUUGACCGCGCGUGCGAGAUUUUGGAAUAUAUUUUUACGUAC